This is a messenger RNA of Tilletiopsis washingtonensis, 1323 nucleotides long. RefSeq lists its product as hypothetical. Bases 1 to 999 code for a protein of 332 amino acids. Gene Ontology annotation, cellular component: cytoplasm. The transcript is spliced from 11 exons. Lineage: Eukaryota; Fungi; Basidiomycota; Exobasidiomycetes; Entylomatales. The record is from RefSeq and is a predicted model, not a curated record. Gene Ontology annotation, molecular function: glutathione transferase activity.
AUGUCCUCCGCCGCCGAGCACAAGGACGGCAGCACCAAGUGGUCCUCCAACGACGGCCGCUUCCGCCGCCAGGAGUCGUCGUUCCGCGACGAGAUCGCGCCCGGCCAUGCCUCCUUUCAGCCGCAGAAGGGCCGCUACUUUCUCGCCGCCGCGCUGGCCUGCCCGUGGGCGCACCGCGCUAUGAUCGUGCGCCAGCUCAAGGGCUUCGACAAGGUGCCGGACCUGCUCCCGCUCGUCACCGUCGACUCGUUCCUCGGCGCCGAGGGCUGGUCCUUUGUGCCGUACGACGACAAGGCCACUGAUGGCGUGGAGACUGCGCACGGCACCGGCUGCAACAUCCCGGGCCACGAGCAGACGCGCCGCAUCCGCGAGCUUUACCUGACCGCCGACUCGAACUACGACGCUCGCUGCACAGUGCCCAUCGUGUGGGACAACGAGCGCAAGACGAUCGUGUCGAACGAGUCUUCGGAGAUCAUCCGCUUCUUCAACAGCUGCUUCAACGAGUUCCUGCCAGCCGAGACGAAGGAUCUCGACUUCUACCCCGAGAAGCUGCGCAAGGAGAUUGACGAGCUUAACGAAUGGGUCUACGACACCAUCAACAACGGCGUGUAUAAGUCCGGCUUCGCGACGACUCAGCAGGCGUACGAGGAGGCCGUCCAGCCGCUGUUCAAGUCGCUUGAGCGCGUCGAGAAGAUCCUCGAGGAUGGCCGCGAGUUCCUCGUCGGCGGACAGCUCACCGAGGCCGACAUUCGUCUGUUCACCACGAUCAUUCGCUUCGACCCCGUCUACGUCCUUCACUUCAAGUGCAACCUCGGCACCAUUCGUGCCGACUUCCCGCAGCUGCACCGCUGGGUGCGCAACCUGUACUGGAACUACCCCGCCUUCAAGGACACGACCGACUUCGAGUCGAUCAAGAAGCACUACACGCAGAGCCACAAGCAGAUCAACCCUUCGCGCAUCGUCGCGUACGGCCCGGUCCCGCACAUCAAGCCGCUCUGAGCAGGCCAGAGCGGGUCGCGCAUCAUGCAUUGAGAUAAUGACAAGCGAAUGCUCAAUACGCUGGCGAGGGGCGGGCGUUCCGCUCGGUGCUCGCCGCUUUCGCUUGUUGAUGGCCGAGCUACGCGCGGGCGCAAGGGUGCACUAGAGGGCCGAGGCGCAGUGUGUCGUGAGCGUGAGGCACGGCCUGCGCUCGAUCGGGCGGCUCCCGUGCAGCCCUGUUUGGUCUCGCAGCUGCGCCCUCGCUCAACUGAGUGUCCGCGAGGGAUGCCCAAUCGCGAGGACGUCUGUGCCGGUUGCGGCGAUGAUGCGUGAGCGCGGUGCGGG